CCCCUGUUUGUGCACAGGUGGGUGUGUGUGAUGCUGCAUCCCAUUGGGGUGUGCAUCCCAUACAUGAGCUCAGCUGAACCCCACAGCACUACAAACCCCACACACAGCCCUCCUGCAUAGCAGGCAGCUCACACUACACACACACACACACACACACACACGAGGCCGUGACACCCCCAGACACGCAUCCCCCCCCCCCCAAAUACACCAGGCUCAGUGGUGUCCGCGUGCCAUCCCAACCAUCCCAACCCCGCUGUGGCUGCGUGGGCCGCGUGCUGCUCUGCCUGCCGGUGUCACGGCGCCCUCGUGGGCGUGAAGUUAUGGGCUGGGGGGUGGCCCCCCCCGCAGCCCCCAUUGGCAGCUCUCCUCUCGCCCACCACGCGGAGCCCCCUAUUUAACCCUGCAGCAGCAGCGGGGUUUCAUCUCCAUUGAGCUCAUCAGUGCAGCCACCAGCCAGGACUGAGCACCCUGCGCUGCAUCCCUGCACCCAGCAGCAGGUCCCUGCACCAGGUAUCGUAUCCCUGCAGCCCCCAACCAGUUCCGAUCCGGAUCCGGUACCGACGCUUCCCCCAACCCCCCCCGGACCCACAAUCCCCGUAGGACGAUGCGGAGCCGCGCUCUGCUCGCCGUUCUCGCCCUGGCGCUGCCGUUCGCCCUCUCCGCCCCGCCGGGCUCCGCGCCCCGCUCCCAGAGCCCGGAGCCGCUGCCCUGGAGAACCCGGGGCAGCCCGGGGGGGGUCGCCGUGGCGACUCUUCUGCAGCUGCUACGGGAAGAGGAGAACGGUCGCCCGGUGCCUCCUCGGAAGCGGGACAUGCACGAUUUCUUCGUGGGGCUCAUGGGGAAACGGGCGGCGGUGGAACCCGAAAAGGCGGCGGGGGGCGGCGGGGCCGCAGCCGGGACGGGACACGCUGAGAGCGGCCCCUCCGUCCGCUGCUCCCCGGGACCCCCCCCGGACGGAGCUCGGGCUGCCGGGCCCCCCCGCCCCGCGUUGUGAGGAGCGGCCUCGACGGGGCGGACGGGACGUAACGGAGCCGUCGCGGUGUCACCCCCGGGAACGAGCGUGUCCGAACCGAGCUGUACGGGCACCGCAAACAGCACCGACAGCCCCGAACCG
Coturnix japonica (Japanese quail) is the source of this 1114-nucleotide messenger RNA. NCBI's taxonomy places the organism in Eukaryota, Metazoa, Chordata, Aves, Galliformes, Phasianidae. The record is from RefSeq and is a predicted model, not a curated record.